AUGAAGUUUGUCGCAUUAAGUGGUGGUGCAAUGGAGAAAUAUCGCUUGAACUUUCUUACGAAUUCGAAUAUCUACACACCGAGGGUAGGAAAAGUGUUGAGCUUUUUGCGAUUUUGCUUGUCCAACGAUUGUGGGCAUUCUGAUGAAAAACGAGAGUUGAUUUACGGAGUAUUCCCUCCUAAAUUUAUUCAACAAACUCGAUUUUUGUACUCGAUUAUUUCUUUGUCUACUUUGCAAACUACACUAAAUUCGAUUCUUAUAUCUCACUUCCUUUUAUUUGCGAUAUUUUGUAUCCACUUCCGAUUCUACAACACUGAAACAGGAUUCCUCCUUUCUAGAAAUACAAAGGAGUUGACUUGGUUAAAUAAGAAAAGGAAGUUGCUUACUUUCUUGUCAGCUUUGGAGCCUAGUCUUUCACUACAGGAGUUGACUUGGUUAAAUAAGAAAAGGAAGUUGCUUACUUUCUUGUCAGCUUUGGAGCCUAGUCUUUCACUACAGCUUAUUUUGUGCAUCCUUUAUUUCGCUUCCCUACAUUCAGGUUUCCCCGGUGGUCUGGACAAAACCUUUCUAUUUUCUUCUUUUUAA
This is a messenger RNA of Echinococcus granulosus, 585 nucleotides long. RefSeq lists its product as hypothetical. The transcript has 6 exons. Lineage: Eukaryota; Metazoa; Platyhelminthes; Cestoda; Cyclophyllidea; Taeniidae. The record is from RefSeq and is a predicted model, not a curated record. The coding region runs from base 1 to 585 and encodes 194 amino acids.